CUAAUUUCUACCGCAGUGACGUGUUAGUGUCGUAACUUGUAACUCGCUUUACUUGACUACAAACACGAAAGACGGUUUAUAUUCGAAAAUUUUAUUAUAGUAUUCCUUCGGCGUCUUCAAACGUGUGACAAUUUGCAAUUGACAGAAUAUCACAACUUACUGCUAAAUACUAAACAAUAACGAAUAAAGACGACCUUCAAGUAGCUUGUAUCCAGAUCCACUGAAAAAAUGGCUUUGGUUGAAAAUAAAAAAAUUCUUGAAUUCUUGGAGUUAGUAGGCCGUCUAAAGCACGAGAAAAGAACAGGUUGGGUACUAUGUAACAUAAACGACUGCGAAUCCAUAGCAGGACAUAUGUACCGCAUGGGUUUAAUGACAUUUUUACUCACCGAAGAAAACAAUCCAACCAAACUAGACCGAUUUAAAUGUUUACAAAUUGCUUUAGUACAUGAUUUGGCCGAAAGUAUUGUUGGAGAUAUAACACCACAUUGUGGAAUAUCUCCAGAGGAGAAGCACAGAAGAGAGGAUGAGGCAAUGAAAACUAUUGCAGAACUCACAGGUAUAGCUGGUGACAGAAUGUAUGAACUUUAUAAGGAGUAUGAAAAUCAAAGCUCACCCGAGGCCAAAUUUACAAAGGAUUUAGAUCGCUAUGAUAUGAUUCUUCAAGCUUAUGAAUAUGAGAAGAGAGAAAAUGCACCUAAGAAAUUGGAGGAAUUCUUUAAAGCGACAUAUGGAAAGUUUGACCAUCCUUUUAUUCAGGAAUUGGCUAAAGAACUUUAUAAGCAGAGAGAGGAAUUUGAAAAGAAGGCUCUUGUAAAUGGCAAUGUAUAAGAAUAAUCAUUUCAUGUCAACUUUUCUUUGCAUUACAAAUACUGCCAUAAGAAAGUCCUAUAUUUCUAGAUAUUUAAAGCUGUCUGUUGCUGUUUCAAUAUUGAGUUAUUCUAAGAACAAACAUAUUUUCUACCUCUAUUUUUUAUUUAAAUUUAAGUCAAUAUUAUGUUAAAAUUGUAGUAUUUUUUUUAUGUUUUGACAGGGCUGGUACCCCCAAUUGAGUUAGAGUUUAGUAUAUAUCAGUUUUUUAAGUUACACUGUGACAUUACCCUGUGUAAUUUAUAAGUGAACUCUUAAAUAAGUUGUAACAUGUUCGAGACAAAGUAAUAUUAGUGUUUAUUACUGCAGCAUAUUCAUUUGAUAUUGAAUAUUCUCAGUGUAUUAUUUUUGAUUUAUUGCUUGUGGUUAUGAUAUGCAUAGUUGCAAAGUUUUGAAAGUAUCCCAAGAGUAAAACAUAAAAAAAAAUACUUUGUUAAUUUAAUGUAAACUUAGCAUAUGAUUUUGUAAUUAUUCAUGACAUGAUCAUAAUUACAAUUAUCAUAGCUAUUUGAAUACCUAGAUAGUAUACCAAAAAGUCAUUGUUAUUGUGUAAUGAGCAUGACAGUAUUUAUGUGAUACACUGGACCCUGUGUUACAAUAUGUAUAUUCGGUAUAAGUUUUGCAAUAUUAUUAAGUUACUAUGUUUUGCAAUGUUUUUACAAAUAUUAUAUUUUUGAGAUAAUUGCCAAAUUAUCUAAAGCAAAGAAUUGUGAUUGAAAUAUGAUUUAGAAAGAUGAUUUUGUUAUUUUUUUAGAAACACACACCUUUGUAUGUUCCUGGACAUAUACAUCUGAUAAUUCUAAAAUAUGAGUCUUCAAUCAGUAUGCUUUGUUCUAAAUUUUGUCACUGGAGAUAUAUCUCAAUUUGUAAUUGCUUGAUAAUAUUUAAUGUGAUAUUAAUAAAAAUUGUUUUUUUAAACGAA
Vanessa atalanta (red admiral) is the source of this 1789-nucleotide messenger RNA. Its product is annotated as 5'-deoxynucleotidase HDDC2. The coding region runs from base 229 to 828 and encodes 199 amino acids. Gene Ontology annotation, cellular component: cytoplasm. Lineage: Eukaryota; Metazoa; Arthropoda; Insecta; Lepidoptera; Nymphalidae. Gene Ontology annotation, molecular function: 5'-deoxynucleotidase activity. The transcript has 5 exons. The record is from RefSeq and is a predicted model, not a curated record.